Messenger RNA from Trichomonas vaginalis G3, 1068 nucleotides. RefSeq names its product protein ubiquitination. The transcript has a single exon. Bases 1 to 1068 code for a protein of 355 amino acids. The record is from RefSeq and is a predicted model, not a curated record. NCBI's taxonomy places the organism in Eukaryota, Parabasalia, Trichomonadida, Trichomonadidae.
AUGGAAAUUCUUCAAUUAAAUUUAAGUCUCAUUAAAGACGAUCUUAAAAUGUUAAACUACAUUCAAUGCAACCUAAUACUUGACAUUCUAAGAAAUGAGUACAAUAAAGAAAUUCCUGAUGAUGACGAAAAAAUAAUUUUGAUUGCCAGAAGAAUUCCAAUAAAAGCUGCUAUUGGUAUGGAUAUUAGCAAAGACAUUGGAUUUGUAGCUGCUAAUUAUAUCAAAAAUGGAUUUGCUGCAUGCAAUGAACUUGAUCUUGAAUUUAUCGAACAAAUUUACUCGCAUCCUUACCUCAAAAUCAUGACAGAAGACUCUCUUUUAGAUGAUAUAUUCAAAAUAAUCGAGAAAUACGGUCGUAAAGCAUAUCAUUUUAUGGAUUUUAUCAGAAUUUACAUGCUUAAACCGGAAGGGCUUUUUAAAUACGCCGAUUUCACAUCAAAACAUAAAAUCUCUCAAAAGAUGGUUGAAAAUUUACUAUAUGCUUAUAGUAUUGAUGAGAAAAACUGUCCAUUUGAUUAUAAUCGCUAUAAAACUUCAGAACUCAUUCUUGGAAAGAUCGCAAUGUUAAAUAGUUCUAAAUAUCAAAAUGGAAUGCUAUUUGAUACUCCACAUGGCUUAUUUGAGUAUUUUAGAAUGAAAUACGAUAAUCCACCAGUAGAAGUCACUUCAAGUUCAUAUACAAGUGCUGCACCAUCAGUAGUUAUUGCUCCUGAAGCAUUGCCAGGCCACUGGGUCUCGAAUAAAGAAGAAAACAGUUGGAUUGAAUUUGAAUUCAAGAAUGGAUCGUUUAUGCUUUCAAAAUAUAUGUUUGUAAGCCAUGAUGGUCCUUCAUACUGUAAAAGUUGGAAAGUUGAAGCGUAUAAUCCAGAACUUGGAAAAUAUGUUAUUAUUUCUCAAGUAAAAGAUGAAAAAGGACUUUGCUUCAAACGAUCGAAGAAGGUUUUCAGUGUUGAUGAUUCUAAUAUCAUUGCAACAAAGAUAAGAAUCACAUUAACUGGAAAAUCUUCAAAUGAUGACUACAGAUUCUGUCUAAGACGCGUUGAAUUCUUCGGAAAGUAUUUUGAAUAA